Molecule: messenger RNA, 1277 nt
Organism: Homarus americanus (American lobster)
Lineage: Eukaryota; Metazoa; Arthropoda; Malacostraca; Decapoda; Nephropidae
Product: actin-like
Exons: 2
Coding region: 60-1193 (377 amino acids)
Biological process (GO): mitotic cytokinesis
Source: RefSeq, a predicted model, not a curated record
AGUCACAAUUAGAUUCACGAAAGGUGUACACACAGCGUUGCUCCUGAGACUCACCCAGCAUGUGUGACGACGAGGAUACGACGGCUCUGGUCUGCGACAAUGGCUCCGGCAUGGUCAAGGGAGGCUUCGCCGGUGACGAUGCUCCCCGUUGUGUAUUCCCCUCCAUAGUUGGCCGCGCCCGUCACCAGGGUGUGAUGGUCGGUAUGGGUCAGAAGGACGCCUACGUCGGUGACGAGGCCCAGAGCAAGCGAGGUAUCCUGACUCUCAAGUACCCCAUCGAGCACGGCAUCAUCACCAACUGGGACGACAUGGAGAAGGUCUGGCAUCACACCUUCUACAAUGAACUCCGAGUUGCUCCUGAGGAGUCCCCAACACUGCUGACUGAGGCUCCCCUCAAUCCCAAAUCAAAUCGAGAGAAGAUGACACAAAUCAUGUUCGAAACAUUUAACAUGCCAGCCAUGUACGUGGCCAUCCAGGCCGUGCUGUCCCUGUACGCCUCUGGUCGUACUACUGGUCUAGUGUGUGACUCAGGAGACGGCGUGACACAUAAUGUUCCCGUGUAUGAAGGUUAUGCUCUUCCUCACGCAAUUCUUCGUCUAGACUUGGCUGGUCGCGAUCUGACUUUGUACCUUAUGAAAAUCAUGACGGAGCGUGGGUAUUCAUUCACUACAACAGCUGAACGCGAAAUUGUUCGAGACAUCAAGGAAAAACUCUGCUACAUCGCUCUUGACUUUGAGAAUGAAAUGAACGUCGCCGGAGCUUCCACGACCCUUGACAAAUCUUACGAGCUUCCCGACGGUCAGGUCAUCACCAUCGGCAACGAGCGUUUCCGUGCUCCUGAGGCUCUCUUCCAGCCUUCCUUCCUGGGUAUGGAAUCCGUAGGUGUUCAUGAAAGUGUUUAUAGUUCUAUUAUGAGGUGUGACAUUGACAUUAGGAAAGAUCUUUUUGCCAACACUGUUUUGUCUGGUGGUACCACCAUGUACCCUGGUAUUGCUGACCGCAUGCAGAAAGAAAUCACUGCUCUGGCUCCUGCUACAAUCAAGAUUAAGAUCAUUGCUCCUCCCGAGCGUAAGUACUCCGUCUGGAUCGGUGGCUCCAUCCUAUCAUCACUUUCUACCUUCCAAGCCAUGUGGGUGACCAAGGAAGAGUAUGAUGAGUCCGGUCCCGGCAUUGUCCAUCGCAAAUGUUUCUAACCGUUAAGUUACAUUAUCAUAUGUCAACGUUGGGUAUAUUUACCGAAGAUGCUGUGUAAACAAUAAAUCAGAUUCUUUUAAAAA